Molecule: messenger RNA, 2374 nt
Organism: Parasteatoda tepidariorum (common house spider)
Lineage: Eukaryota; Metazoa; Arthropoda; Arachnida; Araneae; Theridiidae
Source: RefSeq, a predicted model, not a curated record
GAUGCCAACUAUUACGGAUUUACCGUAAUUAUUACGGAUUUUAUGACAACAUUACGCUAUUACGGGCUACUCCCCCAAAAUUACGGAAAAAUAAUUUUUAACUCAUCCAAAAGUUUCAUUUUUAUUCCAUAAUUUUUCCCUUUAAGAAUCAUUCUCAUUGAAUUGCAUCGAUGAGGACGGUGAUCCGAAAUGCGUUUUUGGAUGCAGUGAGAAUGCUCCUUUUAAACGUAGUGCUUCUAGCUCUCGCAUGAAUGACGUCACGCUUCCGAUCAGCAGCACAGAAAUAAGCGGUACUUACUGUCAACGUAAACUAACGAUUACAUACGUUUUUGUCACGCUAUUUUUUAAUGAAGAUUUAAUGAUCAAAAAAGCCAAUAUAUUUGAAUUAUCUAGCGCUCAAUACAAUGGAACGUCCAGCAAAAAAAGCAAAAGUAACGCAACGUUAUCGUGAUGCAUAUAGUGUGGAAUGGCCGUGCUUUAUAAAAUCAAAAGUGUCGGAAGGACACGUGUUUUGUACCGUGUGUUCUACGGAUUUUAUGAUUGCUCAUGGUGGCCGUGAUGAUUGUCGGCGUCAUUUUCAAUCAAAGAAACAUCGAGAUCUUUCUAAACUUCGAGAGCAGUCAAGUUCACUUGACACUUAUUUCCGGAGUUCACAAGAUACAGAUGCGACCAAAGCUGAAAUGCUGUUUGCAGCGUUCAUAAUAGAGCAUAACUUACCAAUUUCAUGUUCUGAUCAUGCAAGCCAAUUAUUUCAGAAUAUGUUUCCCGACUCUAAAAUUGCUAAGAAAUAUAGUUCUUCAAGAACUAAAACUUCUUCAAUUAUCAAAGCAAUGGCAAAACAUUCUCAAGAAUACAUGAUUCAAAUUUUAAAACAAAGCCCCUUCUCUUUAGCAACUGAUGGAAGUAAUGAUGUAAACAGCACAAAACUCUAUCCAGUUGUCCUUUCGUAUUUUGAUGAAUCUUCAGGUAAAAUAGAUACUGUUUUAUUUUCCAUUUUACCAUGCAGUGAUAAUACUGGUGCUGGUAUAUUUGAUGUCUUAAACAAGGAGUUCCAAAACAAAAAUAUACCUUGGUCUAACUGUGUUUCCUUUGCUUGUGACAACACCAACACAAUGAUAGGUCAUUUAAAAGGUGUCGUUUCAUUCAUUAAAAAAGAACAGCCAAAUAUUGUUAUUCAAGGCUGCUCUUGUCAUUAUAUUCAUCUGGCAGCAAAGAAAGGUACAGCAGAGCUUAAACAAGUCAAUGUCGAGCAAUUUUUAAUUCAGUUAUACUAUUUCCUGGAUAAAAGCUCUAAGAGGAAGCACUCAUUUAAAUUGUGCCAAGAAUUGUUUGGCACGAAACCACAUAAAAUUUUCAAAUAUGUUAGUACAAGGUGGCUAUCACUACUGGAUUGUAUUAAUCGAGUUCUCGAACAAUGGGACCCAUUAGUAGAAUUUUGUUCUAAAAGUAGUGAUUGUGAAUCAUUGAGGGUGACAAUUCAAAAUCCCAUGCUGAAACUUUAUUGCUUAUUUUUAAGCAAUACUUUGCCAUUAUUUAAUAAAGUUAAUGUAACAUUGCAGCAGGAAGCGCCUGCCAUUCAUGUUUUACAGAAGAACUUGACAUGUCUCUUCAUGGACUUAUUAUCCAGAUUUAUUAAACCGCCACAAUCAGAUAAAUGUUUGUCAUCAGUUUUGGACAUUGACUUUGAAAGUAAAAAGUUUCAGAAAAGAAAUGAAGACUUGGUCAUUGGAAUUUUUGCAAGGACCUACAUAACAGAGAAAAAAUUUUCAAGUGAACAACUUGAAAAAUUUUAUGCUGAUGUCAGGGAGUUCUACAAGACAGCGUGUUGCUACAUUAAAAAAAAAUUACCGUUAGAAAAUGAGAUGUUAAAGCACGCAGAAGUAGCAAACAUCCAUUUAAAGACAGGGGUAUCUUUUUCAUCAGUACUAUAUUUUGCUGAUAGAUUCCGGCAUAUGUUUUCGGAUGAAGAGUAUUGUAAAUUGGAAGAAGAGUUUGCAUCUUACCAAUUUCAAGAUUUUUCGAAUAUAAAUUUGACAAGAAUGGAUUGUGCCUGGAACGAAAUUUCUAAAUUAACUGAUGGAUCAGGCGUAAAAAAAUUUGCUGUUUUGCCAAAGUUAAUGCUACUAGUACUUUUAGUACCACACAGCAAUGCCUACACAGAGCGGGUAUUCAGCAUUGUUCGCAAAAACCAAAACGAUUUCAGACCUAAUUUAGGAACUGAAACUUUGUCUUCUCUUCUUAUAGAAAAAACAAAAGCGUUGACAAACAAAAAAUUGUGUUUUGAAAGGAAAUUUUCUGAUGCUGAGAUCAGAGCUGCAAAGCAAAGUACUAAAUUAGAUUUACAUAUAACAGAUAAAUAAAAAAAAUUAUUGAA